CUUGACGUAUGUGGUCUGUGAUGAAUGGAAAUACGCGAUUUUCAAAAUAAAAUAAUACUAUGUAAAAAGUAAAAUAAACAAACCUUUGGAAUGUAAAGCUGCGGUAUUUUUAUAUUUAGUGCAUUACACGAAUCUCACUAUCUCUCUGUUUAAAGUAUUAUAUUAGUUUUAAAGUUUAAAAUUUUCGAAUGUUAGAAUUCGCUCGCAUUGAGCUCAAUUUCCCGUUACUCGAAUACAUUCCACGUCAGAAUAAGUUGGUAUCGUACUUAAAACGAUGCGUCGAGCUAAAGGAUACCAGGAUUUGGACGAGAAUGCGGGAGAUUCUCGUGCACCGGCGCCACCAAUGCCUCUACCUCAGGAGAUAGAGAUGGCUUCUGUUUCAGUUGUGCCUGACGAUACAUUCACUGUGACUCAAGCUGUCAACGCACUAGGAUUUGGUUGGUUCCAAGUGAAACUGUCACUCUAUACUGGCUUGUGUUGGAUGGCUGAUUCAAUGGAAAUGACCAUCUUGAGCAUAUUAUCACCAGCUCUUCACUGUGAAUGGAAUAUAAGCAAGUACCAACAAGCACUUACUACUACAGUUGUUUUUAUGGGAAUGAUGUUAAGCUCUACAUUUUGGGGCAAUAUCAGUGACAGAUAUGGAAGAAAAACUGCUCUAAGUAUGUGUGGCGUAUUAUUAUUUUAUUAUGGAUUGCUGAGUUCUAUCGCUCCAAACUUCCUUUGGUUGCUGUUUUUGAGGGGACUUGUUGGUUUUGCAAUAGGAUGUGUGCCACAAUCAGUUACGCUUUAUGCUGAAUUUUUACCAACAAAACAGAGAGCUAAAUGUGUUGUUCUUUUAGAUUGUUUUUGGGCACUUGGCGCAUGUCUAGAAGUGGCAUUGGCGCUCAUAGUGAUGCCAACUCUAGGAGUGCAUUGGUUAUUGGCCCUGUCAACUAUACCUUUGCUGAUAUUCGCUAUUAUAUGCCCUUGGUUGCCAGAAUCUGCUAGAUUCCAUGUAGCAAGUGGACAACCAGAUAAAGCUUUGGAGACGUUAGAAAAGAUAGCGCAAGACAACGGGCGGCCCAUGCUGCUCGGUCGGCUGGUGUGCGACGACUCUGUCGGCAUCGGGCAGCGCGGCCGGCUCAAACAUCUCCUCAUUCCACAGCUGAGGAAAACCAGCCUUCUUCUGUGGGUUAUAUGGAUGUCGUGCGCCUUCUGCUACUACGGGCUGGUGUUGAUGACGACGGAGCUGUUCGAGACGGACGCGGACGCGGGCGAAGAGUCGUGCGCCGCCGACUGCCGUCCGCUGCAGACCACAGACUACAUGGACCUACUGUGGACUACCUUGGCUGAGUUCCCUGGUAUAUUCGCCACAAUAUUUAUAAUAGAAAAGUUCGGGCGCAAGAAGACAAUGGCAUCUCAGUUCGUCAUUUUUGCGAUCUGUGUUUGCGUUUUAAUUUACAACACCAACCGGACAUUCCUAACAUCCAUUCUGUUUCUUGCUCGAGGCAUCAUCGCUGGAUUGUUUCAAGCGGCAUACGUUUAUACUCCAGAGGUAUACCCGACAGCGUUAAGGUCUACUGCGGUGGGCGCGUGCAGCGGGGUCGCGAGACUCGGGGCUAUGGUGACCCCAUAUGUGGCACAGGUGCUGCUAAAGAAUUCGAUAACGAUAGCGACGGCGGUAUACUCGGUCGCAGCGCUGGUGGCGGCGGCCGCCUGCGUCGCUCUACCCAUAGAGACCAAAGGCAGGGAGAUGAAGGAAACUGUCAGCGCCUCCGGGUUAUAGCCAACUGGCGGAAAACACGGGAACUUGUUGCAUUUUUUUUAAUAACUCACAUUAAGCUUUGGGUUCUAGCCUUCUAGCCCUUUUGAGUUAACACCUCCGGAUUAUAGCUCACUGGCGGGCGAAGCGAGAACUAUACUACAGCCCUACUCGAUGUGUACUGUUUACCAAUGAAAAAAUUAGAAAUGUGGGUAGAAAACGCAAGUCAUAUGCAUAAAAAAUGUUAUUCAAAAUAUAUAAAGUAUAUAACUAUAAUCUAAUUGCUCGAAGCUUAUUAAUCGAAUUUAUUUUAAUUAAUUUAACAACAAGUUACUUAAUUAUAAUUAUUAUUAGGUGUGAAAUGACUAGCUAUUUAUACCCUAAUUAUAAUUUGUUUGUUGGUAAACAGUACACAUCGGAUAGGGCUGUAGUAUAGUAGCAUUUCUUAAAUAACUUACUGAUCUCCAGUGCCUCCGGAUUAUAGUCGUAUGGUGAAAACGCGUGAUUUGUUGCAUUUUUUAAUAUUUUUCACUUUAUUACUUAAUAUUUUUUAAAUUAGUUUUACUUAAUGUUUUUUUAAGUAAAACUUCUUUACGCUUGACUUGAGGAGCGUUACGAAAAUUUGUAAUCGGUCAAUGCGUGCUGCCAUCUACAAGUAUUGUGAAAUAGUGUUUGUUAUUUUAAACUACCAGUAGAUGGCGUUCUUAGAAAACUUUGAAACUUUACCUUUUUUGUACACGGUCGCAAUGCAGUUAUGCCUGAAGCUUAUAGAUGGUGUUUUGUUUUUUUUAUUUAACCUAUUUCAAAAGUAGGUGGUUCUCAAUGAGUCGGAAUUUUCUUUUAUUUUAUUUUUUAAAUAAGUUUUACUUCAGUCGUGUAAUCUACAGCACAUAUUUUUUUUAAUAACCGGCAGUUCACGGUUUUGGGUUCUAGCCCUUUUGAACCUUAAAAUAUAGGUACCGACCGUUAACGCCUCCGGGUUAUAGCCGACUGGUGGAAAACAAAUUGUUAUUUGGUACACACUGUUUUGAACACAACAUUUUAACAUUCAUACCUAAUUGUAAAUCCAAGAUGGCCGACGCUAAAAAAUGACGGAUUACAUAUUUUCAAGAUUAUAUGUGCUUAAUCUUACACGUUCCGCUGUGUAGGGAAACUUUUAAUUUAUCGACUUUGUUUUAAUUUAAUAUAUUUAUAAGUAAUACAGGACCAAAAUAUAAUGUUGUUCAUGUUUAAAUCGCAGAUACGUAGCUCUCUAGUCUAUGCAUUUAAAGGAAAGCUUUAGUGAGGAUACAAGAAAAGAGUUAUCUUACUGCAAAAACGUGUUUCUACAAGCUUAUCUGGCUCGGUGAAGAUGUCGCUAUUGUCGCACUUUUUCUAUAAUAAAAAGAUUAUUUUGCAAAAUGGCGAACGCUGUGACAUAAGUUCUAGUUUUGGCCACCGGGUCGAAAAAUUCUGUGGCAUAUUAUGUCAACAUGUGUACAAUUAACCUCACAGCUAACCUUAACUUAACUUCCCUAUUGUUUUAACAUUUUAAACAUGCUUGUAUUAUAAAGUUGAAGUUUGUUUGUUUGGUUAAACGUGCUAAUCUCAGUAACUGUUUGUUCAAUAUGAAACAAUAUUUCACUAUUGAAUAGAUUAGAUGCAAUACUUUUACGGGAGUGAAACCGUCGGGAAAUGCUAGUUAAAUAUAUCUAUCAUCAAUAUCAUUAUCAUUAACAACCCAUGUACGGCUCAAUGCUGAGCUAGAGUCUCCUCUCAGAAUGAGAGGGGUUAAGCGAAUAGUCCACCAAGCUGGCCCAAUGUGGAUUGGCUUAACACACGCAGAGAAUUAAGAAAAUUUUCUGGUAUGCGUUUUAACUGCUAGGUUUCCUCACGAUGUUUUUCCUUCACCGUUUGAGACGUGAUAUUAAAUUUCUUAAAAUGCACACAACUGAAAAGUUGGAGGUGCAUGCCCCGGACCGAAGUCGAACCCACACCCUCCGAAAUCGGAAGCAGAGGUCAUUUCCACUGGACUAUCACGCCUUGUAUCUAUAGAACAACUAAAUUCCAGCUCAGUGUAUCGGCCGGGGUUGGGAAGUUGGUGGUGUUACAUCACCCCCCGUUUUCCUGCUGCAUUUGUUUUAAAAUAUUUAAGAAUCCUUAAUAAUAAUGAUUUAAAAAAAAUAUAUGAAAUAUGCGAAUGUACCUAUAUGAGACUCUCCAGCGAUAAAGGGGAUUUAUUGAAUCUCUUAUAUAUUUUUUUUUAUAGUUAAAAUAUAAUUAGCUUUGUUAUUUUACAAGAGAAAGCUUACUCAUUUAUUAUUAACUUUAUUUACACUUUAUUCGGAUACAUUAUAUAAUACGUAUUUAUACGUGCUUUAACUAUUAAGUAAAAAUAAUAAAUAUGCAAAGGGUGAGUUUUUGAGAUUGGUACACAUAUACAUAUAUUGUAUGGCAGCUUUUGUAACCAUCCAAAUCUUAUCUAGAUUUCUAAUCCUAUAAAAACAUUAAAACUUUUAGUUUAUUAAUGUCAAAGUACCUAUUCAAUUUCGGGAAAAAAAAAUUCUAAACAUUUUAGCUAUUUUGGUCAUAAAACGGGAUUUUUUAUGCAACUGUUAAAAUACAAUAAGAACUCUAAAAGUCACCCUACAUAUUAGAAAUAUAAAUUGUAUUAUAUUAUUAUAGUGAGUACCUGAAAUUAAUAUUUCAGCUGUUUUUUAUAAUAUACUCAGAGACACAAUUAUCUGCCCACUUUAAUAUACUCGCGUCAUAUAAAAGUGGGCGGAUAAUUGUGUCUCUAAGUAUAGUACUAUACUUAUCGUUUUUAUAACGUGACUAUGUGAUUGGUAUGAUGCGAAUCUCUUUACCUGAUAAUAAUUAUUUUUUAUCAGUAUUAAUAGCUUAAAUUCCUUUGGUUGUGAUAAACGGUACUUAAUCUCUGAUAUUAAUUUGUUAUUUUUUACACAUAAACGAAAGGUUUAAACUCGUUAACGUAACUCGUAACGUUUUAUUAAGUGUAUGUUUCUUGUAUGACUUUAAGGGUCGGCGUCUACAGAAAGAGUGGCGAUGAAGAGAUAAAAAUUUAAAUUUAAGUAAUUUAAAUUUACGCCACUUCUCCGUCGAAGAUGACCUUUAGUGAUUUUUUUUAUUACGGAUAUAAUUAUGUUUACAUUUGUUUAUUUGACAUUAUUUUACAUUUUGAUAUUUUAUACUUUCUUUGGUAUUGAUUUUAUUUUUUAUCACACAUCGUUAUUUUAUUUUUGUUUUGUUCGAAAACAAAGAAAAAUUUUACUCUCAUGGUUUUAUUUAUAUAGACAAUUGGUACAUUUCACAUGCAUAUAUAAUGCAAUAAAAAUGCGAGGUUCUGAAUCUUUUACAUAUUUUAGUUUUAUAAACCAUGCGCAUGUUUUUGUGACUUAUACGAGUAAUUUUGGUUAUUUAUUCUGAAAUUCCAAAAUGCCCCAUAUCUCCAAAAAAAAUUAAAUUUACGUAAUAAGUAUGUAUUUAAUUUUUCUUUACUUUUUUUCAAUGAUAUGUGGUAAGUUUACUUUUUCCCAGUAAUUUCAAUUAACUACGUUGCUUUCUAUUUAUAUAAAUUUUUAAUAAACUUAAUUCAUAAAAAAAUCGCAUAUGUAUCUAACUAUUGCGUCUGUGGUAAGACUGUUUUAAGCCCCGCAUCCACCAAAGUGUAUAAGUGUAAAGCAAAGAAAAGAACUUUAUUUUACAAGGUGUUAGGUACAAAAAAGAUAAUUGAAUAUACAUAAUAUGAUAUACUCGACAUGUAAAGACGGCCAUAAUGUUGCAUGAAUUUUAAUUAAUACAAAUACAAGUCUUUAUUGGUUAAAACAUACACGGUUUUACAAAAAUCAUUGUUGAGACCUUCUUAAGAAAAGUAAGUGCCUGUACCUGUGACAGAAUUAAUUGAAUGUAAGUUCAAGCUUUUUUUUUGAGAAUUUUAAAUUCUCAUCUCUCAUUGUUAGGUAUCUACAGAAACUUAGCCCACGUAUUCCGCCAUGAAGGAACUGUAUAGGUAAAUUAUUUUAUUUAAAAAAAAAAUCUUCUCUCCAUAGUUCAUACUUUGGUGGAUAAUGGACCUAAUGAAUUGAUAAUUAUAAUAUCUUACUGGUUUAUUGCUUAAUGUAUUUCUUGUUUCUAUUUUCUAAUAUAUUUUAAAAAAAAUUAUGUAAUUAUAAGGAAAAAUAUCUAAACCAAAUAAGUAGACAUAAUUUUAUAUAUAAUGUUAUUAAGUAUUAAUAUUUACACGACUUUAAUUGAUUAAUAAAACAUGCACAGCUUACAAA
Molecule: messenger RNA, 6021 nt
Organism: Bicyclus anynana (squinting bush brown)
Lineage: Eukaryota; Metazoa; Arthropoda; Insecta; Lepidoptera; Nymphalidae
Product: synaptic vesicle 2-related protein
Exons: 13
Coding region: 275-1765 (496 amino acids)
Biological process (GO): transmembrane transport
Cellular component (GO): membrane
Molecular function (GO): transmembrane transporter activity
Source: RefSeq, a predicted model, not a curated record